AUGUCUAAUUCUCCAAAUAUUCUUGGAGGACGGAUGAGAUUGAACGACGGUAAUGAAAUGCCGAUGAUUGGUUUGGGUAUUUCGCGUAUAAAUGGCCAGCAGAGCAUCAGUAAUUCUGUCCGAACAGCACUGGAAGCCGGAUAUAGACUCUUCGAUACCGCACAGUUAUAUGCAAAUGAAGGUGAAUUAGGAGUAGCUCUGGAGGAGUAUUUGCCGAAGUAUGGGCUGCAACGAGAGGAUGUUUUCAUAACAACAAAAGUACAAACAAAGGAUGGAGAUGCUACGAUGUGGGCUGAAGAAAGUGUUUUGGGGUCGCUGAAAAAACUCAGGACUAAGUAA
Cooperia oncophora is the source of this 339-nucleotide messenger RNA. The record is from the annotation of a GenBank genome assembly. NCBI's taxonomy places the organism in Eukaryota, Metazoa, Nematoda, Chromadorea, Rhabditida, Trichostrongylidae.